This is a messenger RNA of Zea mays, 1826 nucleotides long. RefSeq names its product pyridoxal kinase. NCBI's taxonomy places the organism in Eukaryota, Viridiplantae, Streptophyta, Magnoliopsida, Poales, Poaceae. Gene Ontology annotation, molecular function: pyridoxal kinase activity. Gene Ontology annotation, cellular component: cytosol. Gene Ontology annotation, biological process: pyridoxal 5'-phosphate salvage. The transcript has 14 exons. The record is from RefSeq and is a predicted model, not a curated record. Bases 451 to 1383 code for a protein of 310 amino acids.
CAUGGUGCGGUCGUGUCAUCGCGUGGCUCGCCUCCCCUUCCCACGGGCACGACGAGGAUCCAGCCCGUCCCUUUCGUAACAGACGCCCCAGAUCCCGCCAAGCUGUCCCUCCCAAGCGUACGAUCCCAUCGCCAUCCACCACUGGUCGGUCCACUCCACCGCCCGUCCCCCGUGCCGUUCCGUGCGUCGCAUGACUGUCGCCGCACUCCGCUUGCCGCCGCCCGCCGCAGCUCCCUCCGGCCGCGCGCGCCUCGUGGGGGCCGCCGCGCACCGCUGCUCCCCCAGGUGAGGUGAGGUGAGGUGAGGUCAGUGGUGGAUUGAGAAGGGAGGCUAUCGGAUUCGGUUGCUUCUCUUCUCCUCUUCCUGGAGGCGUUUGGGUGGUGGUGCUCCCAGCUGCUGCUGACGCGGAGCGGCCGGACGAGGACGACGGCGGCGGCGGCGUACCCGAAGAUGGCGCGGCCGCCGAUCCUAUCCGUCGCGCUGCCGUCUGACACCGGCCGUGUGCUCAGCAUCCAGUCCCACACCGUCCAGGGGUAUGUUGGCAACAAAUCGGCCGUCUUUCCCCUGCAGCUCCUUGGCUUUGAUGUGGAUCCAAUAAACUCUGUACAGUUUUCUAAUCAUACAGGAUACCCAACAUUUAGAGGUCAGGUUCUUAAUGGCAAACAGCUCUGGGACCUUAUUGAAGGACUGGAGGAAAAUCAGUUGCUUCAUUAUACCCAUUUAUUAACAGGUUAUAUAGGCUCAGUUUCCUUUUUAGAUACUGUGCUACAAGUUGUUGAGAAAUUGCGAUCAGUUAAUCCUGAUCUUGUAUAUGUUUGUGACCCAGUUCUAGGUGAUGAAGGAAAACUAUAUGUUCCUCAGGAGCUAAUAUCUGUUUAUCAACAGAAGGUUGUUCCAGUUGCUUCAAUGCUUACACCUAACCAAUUUGAAGUUGAACUACUUACUGGAUUGAGGAUCACCUCCGAAGAAGAUGGUUUGACAGCUUGUAAUACCCUCCACAGUGCCGGACCACAGAAGGUGGUUAUAACUAGUGCUCUUAUUGAAGGUAAGCUGCUCCUUAUCGGAAGUCACAAAAAAACAGAGGAACAACAGCCAGAACAAUUUAAGAUUGAGAUACCAAAGAUACCUGCAUAUUUCACGGGAACUGGAGAUUUGACAACUGCUCUCCUACUAGGAUGGAGUAAUAAAUAUCCUGAUAGCCUCGAGAAAGCAGCAGAACUGGCAGUUUCCAGUUUGCAGGCACUUCUGAAAAGAACUGUGGAAGACUAUAAAAUGGCCGGCUUCGACCCAUCGACCAGCAGCUUAGAGAUCCGGUUGAUCCAAAGCCAGGACGAGAUCCGAAACCCAACUGUUACAUGCAAGGCUGUGAAGUAUGGAAGCUGAAUCCAUAGUACCCCCACUGACAAAGGUGCCAACAAUAAUGAGCAGUGCCUGCACCGCCGAUAAGCGGGUGCACCUACUUCCAUGACUCUUGGUCCUCAGUUUUGGGAUGCUGAUUCUGUUACACCUUAGCUCCAAAAUGAGAAACAAUCAUAUUUCUGAAAAAAGGGUUAUAGACUUAUAGGGUUAUAUUCAGGCUGUGCGAUUGCUGCAGUCUUUGGGAAUGCGUGGUGGCCUGAGUGAGAUUGUAAAUGGUCCUUAUCAUUGUUGUCUUCCUCGUUGUGUUGUUGUUGUUGCUGCUCCCGCUGAGUUGUGGUGGUUGGUUGGAAACUCUAGGUAUGCUUUGUUUGAGGCACAUUACGAACAUAUGGUGUUGAGAUGUGCUCAUAAUGCUUAUUAUGAUAAGUGAUUAUUGAAAAGAUAGUUAUAAUUUAAUAUUGACCUUA